This is a messenger RNA of Alternaria arborescens, 246 nucleotides long. RefSeq lists its product as hypothetical. The transcript is spliced from 3 exons. The record is from RefSeq and is a predicted model, not a curated record. The coding region runs from base 1 to 246 and encodes 81 amino acids. Lineage: Eukaryota; Fungi; Ascomycota; Dothideomycetes; Pleosporales; Pleosporaceae.
AUGCAGAUCCAAGCAAUCGUACUCCUCUUGGUCGCCACCGUCUCCGCCUGGCAAUGCUUCGAUCAUGAUGAACACUUUACCACGAACCAUGCCCAGUUGGCUGAAGGCAGUGAUCCCAACAACCAGUGGGGAUACUGCCCAUCUGCCACGGGAUGUUGCGCCGAUGGAAAGACGUGGUACGCCUGCAAGAACAAAUGUGCAGGUGGUGCUGCCUGCAGUGUCUCUGGAGGCAGGACUUCUUGCUAG